Messenger RNA from Magnolia sinica, 828 nucleotides. RefSeq lists its product as uncharacterized. Lineage: Eukaryota; Viridiplantae; Streptophyta; Magnoliopsida; Magnoliales; Magnoliaceae. The transcript has a single exon. The record is from RefSeq and is a predicted model, not a curated record. The coding region runs from base 381 to 587 and encodes 68 amino acids.
ACCUAACCAUCUCAUCGCCACCUUCUAUCAUCAGUACCGAUCUCUGAAUCUUCCUAUUUCUUCAAUUCCAAUCUUCCUCUAUUCAAAAAGGGAAGUCCCAAAUUUCGGUUUCUCAAUCUCCCAAGAAAAUCAAUCAUCUGAUCUCGUCUUUUGCCACUUCUUUAUUAAAAUUCCCCUUACUUGAAUUGAUUCCAGAAACGAAUAGGCACGAUAAGCUUCUUCUGUGAGUGGAGAAUCUGAGAGAGAGAGAGAGAGAGAGAGAGAGAGAGAGAGAGAGAGAGAGAGAGAUGGGUUUUGUUCUGGUGAUCUCCUUGCCAUUGAUUCUGUUUGCAAUCGUUCUGGGUUUCGGGUGUUAGAGAGAGAGAGAGAGAGAGAGAGAGAUGGGUUUUGUUCUGGUGAUCUCCUUGCCAUUGAUUCUGUUUGCAAUCGUUCUGGGUUUCGGGUGUUAUUUUCUUGGGAGAGCGAAGGGGAGGCAAGACGUGCGCACUUGCCCGCAGGUGUAUGGGGAGCCUGUCCCACCAAAGGGAGGUGUUGAAACUCUGCCUCCAACAAUUCAUGUCAAGCAAGAUAAUUCAAUGCAGGUUUGAACUUGGGCGGACGGCUUCUACAAAAGAUUCCUCAGUUAUUUGAUUUGAAUUUCUUGAUUUUUCAAAGUUGGUUUUUCUAAUCUUUUUUUCGCUUUUUUUGUCCUUGGUUAUUCUUUCUAUCUUUUAUCGUUGAAGUUGGAUGUGGAUGAAUUGAUUUGAUUGAUAACCAAUAAAGUUGGUGUUAUGGAUGUAUAAAUCCAGUUCGAUAAUAAAGAUUAUGGCUUUCUUUUGGGUGUAAAAA